GUUUUUAUUCGAGCAAAUAAAAGAUAUAAAAAAAGAAAUUCGUAAUGUCUGCAAAAAACUACGAAGUUGGUGGACCGAAUUUCAAGGACUAUAUUGUCUGUCCUUAUGACAGUGUUCAUCGCCUAAUGCCAUCUCGUUUGGCCUGGCAUUUAACUCGCUGCGCCAAGAAUUUUCCAGCCGCUAAGAUGGUGCACUGCCCCUUUAACUCAACUCAUUUGCAUUCGGUAGCGGAUAUGAAGGAUCAUGUCACCGUGUGCCCCAAUCGCUCGACCUUGGAGCGCUACAUUCUGCCGGAUGCUUUGCCACCAGCUGAGCCGCGAGCCAAUGAGUUUCUGGUUGAGGCAGAGGAAGAUUGGGAUGCCGAGCCACCAGCUCCAACCUACAAUCCCCAGGAUUACUGCGAAAAUGCUGCGGUCAUACGUAAUCCCCAGGGAAAGUCAGCGGCCGCACGUCGCCAGUUUCGCGAGGACGAACGCAAACGAUUCAUGGAAAAUUAUUUAAAUCAAAAAUAAUGGAAUUAUUGACCAUAUUCUAGUUUUCCCUAUCACAAAUAUUUGAAGCUAUUCUUUAAUGAAGGAAAACAAGGAUUUUUUUGUUUCUCAAAAAGUUUGAAUUUACAAAAUGUAAAUAUGGUUACCCAUUUGGUAAUUUGCGAAAUGUUAAUUAAAUUUAAAUAGAAAAUCUA
Molecule: messenger RNA, 685 nt
Organism: Drosophila rhopaloa
Lineage: Eukaryota; Metazoa; Arthropoda; Insecta; Diptera; Drosophilidae
Product: gametocyte-specific factor 1 homolog
Exons: 2
Coding region: 45-512 (155 amino acids)
Source: RefSeq, a predicted model, not a curated record